Molecule: messenger RNA, 4182 nt
Organism: Effrenium voratum
Lineage: Eukaryota; Dinophyceae; Suessiales; Symbiodiniaceae
Source: the annotation of a GenBank genome assembly
CUUCGGGCUCAACCUUCGCGCCCGCCGACCCGCGCGCCAGCGGAUCGGCCGCGGGAUCAACCGGGCGGUGAUGAGCCCGCCGGCCGUGCGGACUGCGGCGAAGUUGCUGCAGGGCGCCGCAAAGGACCCAGCCGGCUACGCCGAGGCCAAGAUCCAAGCAGCGCUGCUCACGGUGUGGGCCAAGUGCUCCUUGGCCCACCCGCAAUGUCAAGUGGAAGCCGCGCGCCUUCAGAUCUUCGAGUCCGUGCUCUCGCUGCUAAAAAGCGACCUGGUGGAUGAUCGGAGCAAUCUUUGGAUGGCGGCCUGCCGCGUGCUCAUGGCCAACGCCGUCUCCUGGAGUCACGUGUCCGGUCUUCUGCAAGACUACUUCGAGUUGGCCCGGCGCGAUUUCGAUGAGAACGAGAAAUCCGUGGUGCUGUUCUUCGAGACGGCCGCCUCCUUCCCCGCCUGCUCCGUCCACUUCUUCCGCCUCUUCACCAGCAGCCGCGCUUUGGCCGUGAGGGCCACCUGGCUCUGCUCGGGGUCUCUACUCUUCUUCCUGGGCCGCGCGGCGCGGCUGCAGAAAGACCGCCAGCUGCGCCGCGCCGCGCUCGAGGUCAUGGCGGAGGUGAUGGAGGAGGUCAUGGAGGUCCUACGGUCCGGCGAUGAGGAGGCGAAGGGGGAGUGGGAGCUCGCCAUCUUGGAGCUCCACGGCGCUGAGAGCUCGCCGGAGGUCGAGGAGCUGGUAGACUUUGAGCUGUUGGAGACCCAGCUGCUGGAAGUCUGCAACUGCGCCAUCCAGCUGGACGCCAAGCCGUGCUCCAGGAACCAUUUGUACAGCUACGACUACUUGGACGUCUUGGUGAACAUCAGCUCGGUGGAGAAGUUCGCGGAGCGCAUGGUGAAGGCGGGGUACCUGAAGAUUUGCAUGACCGUGCUGGCCGUCCAGAAGACUGACGAGAGCCACAAGGAGGCGCUGCUCACCGGCCAGGGCGCCAGCCUGGAGGUGCUGAGCCACUGGGCCUCCUUCGAGGGGAUCCGCCCCAAGGUGGAGAAGGCCCUGGGCCUGGCGGAAGGCAAGCAGCACGCUAGAGAUCGCUUGGAGAAGCUGCGAGACAGCAAGGACGCGCGCAUCCGCGCCGCUGCCCAGCGCCUGCUCUUUGAGUUGGCCUGGCUGGAGGGCUCGCAGGACGCCCCCGCGGAAGUGCUCGCGCGAGGGCCGGAGGCAGAAGCGGCGUACCACAAAGCCAUGGCCACAGGAGUGGCCCAGUUCAAAUCCAUGAAGAUGGUGCUCCUGGGCGAAGACCGCAGCGGCAAGAGCUCCGUCCUGGCCUCCGUGACGGGCGCGGGCUGGGACGCCCAGAUGCAGUCCACCCAUGGGGUCUCUGCCAGUCGCUUCAAGCUCGGCAGGGGGAACUGGAAGGAGCAGGCGGGGUCUUUGACCGCUGCGGAGGUCGCCGCUAAGGCGACCGCCGCUCUGCUGCGGGAGGAAGUCACCGAGGAGGACGAAUACGCAGGCGCCCUGCCGGACGAGAUGCGCUCUGCAAAGUCCGCCAAAGCCUCGGGCGGCGGCGGCGGCGGCUCCUCAGACGACGCCGGGGCCGCGGCUUCCGUGGGUGCUGCCGCCGGAAGCGGAGCGCCGCCGGAGAAGGCGGAGACAGAGGAGGAGGGGGAUCAACUCAGCACCUUGGAGUCUGCGAACCUGCCCCUGGACGCCAUCGCCAUAGCACUGCAGGAGGACCCCGACGAAGUUCGGGUCAUGGUGAAGGACACCGCGGGUCAGCCCAGGUAUUACGGCAUGCUCGCAGGCGCGUUGUCGAAAACCAGCAUGCCCAUCAUCGUCUUCAGCCUGGUGCGCUGGGGCAAGUACGUGCUGAAAGACCCAGCCUUCGAGGAAGUUCAACCGAAUAUGGACUUGCACAUGUCCCGCGCCAAAGGGAGCAAGGAGGAGGAGUCCACUUUGGGCCAAGAGGAGCGGCUCUUUCGGUACUGGCUGAGCAUGGUGAAGACCCGCACGGCGGGGAGUCUGGGCAUCAUCGUGGGCACCCACCUGGACAAGGUCUACAAGAUCUUCAAGGAGGACGAGAAAGCUGUGGAGAAUUUCCUGCAGCAGAUGGGUUCCAAGACCAAAGGCUUCCUCAAGUCCAUCGGGCUGCAGAAUGCCUUCUGGAGCAAUGAGGAGCACGGCCUGUGCUUCUUUCCGGUGGACAACAGCCAGUCUGUAGAGAAGAAUGGCGUGAAGCAGCUGCAAGCAGCCAUCCAAGACAUGGUGCAGGACUCCCAGAAGACGGGGCCCCACAGCAAACCGCAGCCUCUGCUCUACGUGAAGCUCCUGGAUAUUCUCCGAGCAGAUGGCCAGCCUCCGUACCUGAAGGUGAAGCAAGUGGCUCAGCUGGCCGCACACUUCGGGCUCAAAGCGGAAGAGCCUGAGGUCUUCGAAGCAUUGGCCUUCCUCCAUGAGCUUGGGGAGGUCCAUUUCUUCGCGGACACGGUGGGCCUGGCUUCCGAGGGCGUUUUCACGGACCCGGAGAUGCUGGCGCUGGCGCAGGCCAACAUCUUGGACUGCCCCCGCGUAGUGGCAAAGAUGACGGAGCAGGCGGACCUGCUGCACGAGUCAGCGGUCUUAAGUGCGGAGCUGCUGCCGGAGCUCUGGAAGAACUUGCUGAAGCUCGAGGCGCCCAAGGCUCAGCCCAGGAGCAAACACGAGCCGACAGACUUCAAGAAAGUCCUGGUGGACUUUCUGGUGGCAGAUGGCUUCUUGAUGCCCAUAGGAGACGGGAAGUUCAUGGUGCCCAGCCUCCUGCAGCGCUGGACCUCCGAGCUGGCGGAUGCACCACCGGAUCUCGCGGAACUGGAGCAAGAGGACACCUCCUUCAAAGACGCGAUCGCCAUGGACCUGGGCGGCCUUUCAGUCCCGGAUCUCUUUCCGCAGAUUUUGUCCAAGCUGAUGCAGAAGAAGGAGAUGGAAGCUUGGCAGGAGACCUGGGAUGCUGCCUUCGUGUAUCGCAACGCCCUCCAGAUCGACUUGCCUGCAGGGACGCUGAUUGCCCUGGAAUGCCCGGUGGACCGGCCGGAGCGUGUGGUGAUUUCUUGCCGCGACUUCGCCAACACGGAGUUCUUCGAGUUUCUGGGGGAUUGCCUCUGGGCUCUGGCGGAGGUCUUGCACGAGGCGGCGUCGGCGGUGGCCAAGAUCUUUGCGCAACAUGUGGUGAUAGGGCCCAUGCUGCAGCAGAACGGGAUCCACGUGGUCUCACUUGAGGAGCUGCUGGCUAAGUCCAAAGGCGGCAAGAAGCCGGCGAGACUUCCGGUGAAGUGCAGGACUCUGCAACGGCCUGUGCAGUUGAGCCAGCUACCUGAGUGGGCCCAACACUUGCUGGAGCACGGCCACCAGGACAUCGCGGCCGCUCCCAAGCUGCGGGACCUCACCGCGACGGGGCCCACGGAGUUCAACGCCGUCACCCUGCAGCAGCUGCGAGACCUGGCGGAGGAGAUGCGCAGCGCAGCGCCACAAGAGACGGUGAACAUGUACCAGGUGAACGAUCAGGUGGUGAAGCCCGCUUGCAAAAAGCACCAGAAGCCGUACGCGCGGAUCCUGAAUUUGGAGGGCCUACAGGUGCAGUGCUUUGUGACGCACGCCUGGAAGGAGGAACUCUUCAAGUUCAUUUGGUCCAUCGAGCACUGCUUCACCCACACCCCGGAGAAGCCCAACUUCUGGAUCUGCAUCUUCGCCAUUUUGCAGUCAGACAGCCAGAAGGAGCUCAGCGAUCAGCUGGGCGGGGACCCAGCGCGAGCACCCUUUACAGAGGCCUUGCGGAGGUCCAAUAGGUACCUGGUAGUUCGCAACGACGCAGUGGACGUCUUUACGCGGAUUUGGUGCUGUUGGGAGCUUUACUGUGCAGCGCAGGACGGGUUUCUGCAGAGCGACCGCUACAUCGUCACGGGGCCCAGCAAGUUCCCGGACCCCGAAAACUGGGACAUCGGCAAGGCGGACGCCUCUAACCUGGAGGACAAGCGCCUGAUCAUGAAUGCCGUCACCGGGAACCGAGAGAUUUACCAUACCAUCAUCGAAAAGGCCACGUUGAUCCGAAAUCACAAGGUGCCGGAGGAAGACCGGUUCGGAAGCCCGGCUCGGUGGAUGACAAGGUCCUCCGGCGAGCUCGUCUCACCGAGCUGACCUUUGGAUCUGAGCGGCUUUGUGGUGAC